GCGGCAAACCCUUUCUGGUCCUGCACACCUGCAUUCUUAUACCCAUUUAUUCUGUUGCCUUGAGGACAAGAAUGCAGCCUUAGUCCCCAACCGAUACGCCAAAGAAAGACUCGCUGCUGCUGGCUUUGGUGAAAAACGGCUCACAUUUAAAGGCAGCCAUACAGAUUCAAAUGAAUUCCUCGAAUUCUUGAUGGAUGCCUAUCCAAAACUGCGGAACGGUGGCGGUUUCGAGUUGCUAAAAAUAUCUGGCACUACGAGAAGUCGCCACUUGAUUGUGAUCCCCUGUCCCAAUGAGGGUUACUAUGUCAGAUAUUUGAAGGACCCUCAGACCCAGAUUGGCCAUUCUACGGUUUUCAUUAGACCAAUGCAAAGAACCCUGAAUUUGGACCCUGCAUGUCGAUCAGAAGGCGACAACGUGUUAAUUGGACCAAAUCAGAAAUGUGUCAUCUGUGGAGAGGAGUUCCCCUUUUCCAGAAUCAAGGAUCACAGCAAUAACGGCAUGAGACCAUCACAGAGCAGCGGUGAGGUACAGAUUGAGUUGACAACUGAAAGGGCCUCCGGAAGUCAAGUUAGAUUUGAAAGCACGUUCACAGGAGCACAGGGAAAUGAGACAACAAGGGCCAGGAACACAAGACACUUGGUGCCACCUCAGGAAAUGUUGCCUUCUCCUGAGGUAGUUGACAUCGAUCCCACUGAGGAAAGUGGCUUCUCUGAUUGGAGAAUAGCGCCAGAUCCCACAGAGGCAGCAAAGAUGUUUAAAGAAGACAUUUUAAGCCAGCAUGCAACUGGAAAAUCCUUGUGUCUUACUAUGGAUCUUGGAGACAGUGCAGAGGAAAAGGAAAGAGCAGUCCUUACUUUUUAUAAGAAGGCAAAUGUUGAGUGGGCUUGCCCCUUGACAUGCACACUUAAGGGAGAUCCAGCCAUUGGUGAUGGUGUGACUCGGCAUUUCUUUGCAACCAUCAUGUCAAAACUUCAGGCUGGUUUUGAGAUGAAGUUUGUGCCUGGAGGAACUCUUCUUUUUGAAGAACAAGAUCAUCUGAUUCCCUCCACUUCUCAUCUCCUUUUGGAGAGUGACUUCUUUGUUGUUGCUGGCCGAAUGAUUGGAUAUUCAUUCCUCCAUGAUGGGCCAUGCCUAGGUGGACUGAGCCCAGCUGUCCUGCAUGUGCUCUUUGGUGGAUCCCCGGAAGAAGCCACAAUAUAUAUUAAGGACUGUGUUGACCUUGAUAUCCGUGAGACAAUCAAGUUGCUGGAGGGAACAGCAGAGUUAUCAUCAGAAGAAAAAAAGCUCAUCAAUGAGUUGGCACUGUCCUGGGAUUUGCCUCUAGUCACAUGUGACAACAGGAGAUGGCUAUUUGAUAAACUGAUCCUCCAUGCUGUCCUUGGAAGAACCUCCAGACAAGUCAAGCAGUUACGAAGGGGUUUAAAAGAGACACUGAUCUGGCCUCUGCUGACGGAGAGGAAAGACACGAUUCCCCUUCUUUCCAAGAGCAUCUGAUUUGCAGUGCACACCACGGAUGGUGUUGGAGAAGAUAAACUGGCCCACACAGGAUGAGGAUGAAGACAGUGAAGUCUCUUUGGAGGAUUCCUGUAGGCUCACAGGAUUCCUGCGCACAUUUAUUGAGAUGGCAUCUCCCGUUAUCCUUGGGAAACUUGUGCAGUUCUGGAUAGGAUGGAAUGUGCUUCCUAGACAUGGCCUGGAUGUGACCGUGGUGGAGAGCAACUUCCCCAGCUCUUCCACAUGCUUUCACCAGCUGAAACUUCCAGGACAUUACAAAGAGUACUGUAUGUUUGAAAGGGACAUUCUUGCUGCUAUUUGGAGCACUGAAACUGGGUUCGGGAUGGUCUGAAGAGACGGACACACCUUAGUACUAGAUUUGUUGUCUUUUGUUUGGCCGGCCAAAAAU
Gymnodraco acuticeps is the source of this 1904-nucleotide messenger RNA. RefSeq lists its product as uncharacterized. The record is from RefSeq and is a predicted model, not a curated record. Gene Ontology annotation, molecular function: ubiquitin-protein transferase activity. NCBI's taxonomy places the organism in Eukaryota, Metazoa, Chordata, Actinopteri, Perciformes, Bathydraconidae. The transcript is spliced from 12 exons. The coding region runs from base 191 to 1495 and encodes 434 amino acids.